Molecule: messenger RNA, 2257 nt
Organism: Cornus florida
Lineage: Eukaryota; Viridiplantae; Streptophyta; Magnoliopsida; Cornales; Cornaceae
Product: rust resistance kinase Lr10-like
Exons: 4
Coding region: 262-2157 (631 amino acids)
Biological process (GO): protein phosphorylation
Molecular function (GO): ATP binding; protein kinase activity; polysaccharide binding
Source: RefSeq, a predicted model, not a curated record
CCGUGAUGAAAAAUAUUUUUUUCAAAAAAGAUUUUUUUUUUUUUUGGUUCUUUCCAGCCCUUCAUCUGUUGCCAUCGAUGCCAAUUAAUGAAUCCUUUCCAGUCCUUUCCCUUCUCCUUCCUCCUUUAGUUCCUCCUACUAGCCCCACUAUUAAUUAUCCCUUUGAGACUACUUUAAAUUACAGAGCCACCAACGAAAGUUCAUAUUCAUAUUAAUCAAACUCACCAUCAGGCUUAAAUUCUCUCUCUGAGCCAUACACAAAUGCCCACGACCAAGAACUCACAUAUGAUUUCAAUAGCAUUAAGAAGAUAUAGAAGUAUAGUUGGGCUUACUGCUAUUGUAGUUGUUCUGUUUCCUGAAACUUAUAUUGCCAUUCAAAACCCUUCUUCUUGCGGAACCAUUGGUAAUAUCAGCUACCCUUUUCACUUGAAAGGCCAUGCUCGUAGCUGGGGUGACCAUUACCACGAAUUGUCUUGUGAGAACAAUCGCACAACUAUGUACUUGUCUGCAGGAGCACUUAAAUACUAUGUCCAAGGCAUCUCUUACGAAAAGGGAUUCUUAAGAUUGGUAGAUGCCCAUCUAGACAACGAUCAGUGCUCUGUUCCCGCCAAUUCCUUCCCGCUUCUUUCCACUUACCCUUUCAAUUAUUAUUAUUAUGAUAAAUUUUAUGGAAUGAUUGAUUUUAUAUAUUUUGUGAGUUGUGCAAGCCCAGUGAAUUCUUCAAACUACAUAGAUUUCUCUUCUUGCGUCAACACCAAAACAAAGUCGUAUGUUGUGUUUAAUGUUUCAAGUGCAUUGGAAAUCCAUGACUCCUGCACCAUCAACGUUAUGUAUCCGUCGCCGUUCAUUGAAGUCCCGAGCAGCCUCACUAUUUCCGAUAUUCACCAGGAGUUGCUUCGAGGGUUUCAGCUUUGGUUUCGGAAUUAUGACCAACUUCCAUUCAGGAUGAGGUUAAAGUAUUUCCUUGAAGACUUUAUUUACCACCGCAAAAAGCACAAGAUCAUCACCGUAGGAGUCUACAUCAUACUAAGGAUUUCAAUUGGGCUGUUAUGCUUGAUUAUAUUGCUGGCAUAUAGAUUCCAGCGAAGACACUUGUCCAUCGAUGACACCAUUGAAAAUUUUCUUCAGAGUCAAAACAACUUCGUGCCAAUUAGGUAUUCCUAUUCAGAUAUAAAGAAAAUAACUACAAGUUUCCGGGAUAAGAUAGGUCAAGGGGGAUACGGGUCAGUGUUCAAAGGCAAGCUCCGAAGUGGUGAUCUUGUAGCAAUAAAAGUACUGGGCAUGUCAAAAGCCAAUGGGCAAGAUUUCAUUAGUGAAGUCGCCACGAUAGGAAGGAUUCAUCGUGUUAAUGUGGUGCGAAUGGUUGGAUUUUGUUCAGAGGGAUCUAAAAGAGCUCUUGUGUAUGAUUUCAUGCCUAAUGGAUCUCUUGAUAAGUUCAUUUUCUCACGUGGAGAAAAGACUCUACCAUUCAUUAAUUGGGAAAGAAUAUAUGAAAUUGCAGUUGGAGUGGCUCGAGGGAUUCAAUACUUACAUCGAGGCUGUGACAUGCAAAUUCUGCAUUUUGAUAUCAAGCCUCACAAUAUUCUUCUUGACCAAGGCUUUGUCCCAAAAGUUUCUGACUUUGGCCUGGCAAAAUUGUACCCAACAGAUGAUAGUAUUGUCUCUCUCACUACAGCAAGGGGAACACUUGGAUAUAUUGCUCCCGAACUGUUUUAUAAGAACAUUGGAGGUGUGUCAUAUAAGGCUGAUGUUUAUAGCUUUGGUAUGCUAUUGAUGGAAAUGGUGGGGAAAAGGAAAAAUUGGAAUGCUCAUGCAGAGCACACAAGUCAAAUAUACUUCCCAUAUUGGAUUUAUGACCAUAUCAAGCAAGGAGAGGACUUGCAGUUGGGACAUGCGAAUGAACAAGAAAGAAGUUGUGUGAGGAAGAUGAUCAUAACUGCAUUGUGGUGCAUACAACUGAAGCCCGUGGAUCGUCCCACCAUGAGUGAAGUACUGCAAAUGCUAGAAGGGGGGGAGGAGCUACUGCAAAUGCCUCCCAAGCCUUUCCUAUAUUACAAUGAUGCGUCAGUACAUGAUCAAACAGACAACAACGCAUUAGGGGUACCAACUUCAUCCCAUGCUGAUAUGAGCAUAACAAUUGAUGAUAUGCAAAGGUAGUAUUGUGUAAUUUUGAACUUAAUUAAGCAUGUCAAAUUAAUUAAAACGUAUAUAAAGUCUACUUGUCCAAAGAAUAAUAAAAUCACUUUCAUAUUCUCCA